Nematolebias whitei (Rio pearlfish) is the source of this 1458-nucleotide messenger RNA. RefSeq lists its product as uncharacterized. Gene Ontology annotation, cellular component: lamellipodium; basolateral plasma membrane; filopodium. Bases 166 to 846 code for a protein of 226 amino acids. The record is from RefSeq and is a predicted model, not a curated record. NCBI's taxonomy places the organism in Eukaryota, Metazoa, Chordata, Actinopteri, Cyprinodontiformes, Rivulidae. Gene Ontology annotation, biological process: Rho protein signal transduction; response to hyperoxia; cell-cell adhesion. Gene Ontology annotation, molecular function: protein-folding chaperone binding; chemokine binding; signaling receptor binding. The transcript has 4 exons.
GCUGUUUCUUUCUCCAGAAACUUCAUUUUUAUUUCUCACCUUUUAUUCUGGGUCUCGUGUGCCCCCCUCCCUCUGGUUUGUGUCUGGAGUCACUGGUGUCGGCUGUCUGCGAGUGAGUCCAACGAUUCUGACAGGAGAAAAGACCGGAGACGAGUUUUCAGCACAAUGAAAGUUCAGCUGCUGCUGCUGCUGGCCCUGGUUGGCCUUUUUUGCGCCUUCGCACGUGCAAGCCCCACAGGACUUUACAGCACUGCGACAGGAGCCGAAGUCACCUCUGCAACUAAAACUGCAACAGAGGAUGCUGAAGUUACCGAUCCUCCUCCCACCGCACCACACACUGCACCUGAAGUUGCAGAUACAACUGCACCGUCUACCGAUGUCAGUACCGAAGAGAGCACAGUUGAACACGAGCCUUCCACUGAUACAUGGACCGCAUCAUCGGAACCGAACACUUUGACGCCUGCCGGCGAGACGGCAGCUCCCACAGAGGAGACCUCGACUACUACUUCACCUGCUGCCGAGGAGACCACGACUCCUGCUGCAGCUCCCACCGAGGAGUCCACAACUCCAAGUCCACCCGAGGAGUCCACAACUCCAAGUCCACCCGAGGAGACCACAACUCCCACGGAGAUCGAAACGCUUACUGAUCCUGUAGAGGAUGAGGUCCAAACUAACAUCAUAGAGAAGAGCUUCACGAGCGAAGAGGUGACCGUUGAAGAAAGCAGCGAGGAAGGCUUGAGCUCUGGACAGAUAGUCGGGAUUGUGAUCGGUGCCAUCGUGGCUGUGGUGAUCAUCAUCGCUGUGGUGUUUGCCUUUGUGAGGAGGAUGGGCAAAUACUCACCUUGAGGAAAAAGCCGAGCAAGCAGCAGGAUCGUGUAAAGUUCUGGAAAUUUUAAACUACUGAACUGUGAUGUUGGUUUUGAUCCCAUUUGAAUAGAUAUAUAAAAAGCACAAAACCAGAACUAAACUAAUCUAAGAUGGAGUCUGAACUGGUGCCAAACAAAGAGGAGCAGGAAGGUUUGUUUGUGUUGAUGUAUGUGAUGCAUGUACUGUACUGUUUGCGAGACAAGAGGGGCGCACGAGCCAACAUCCUCAUGCCCACCCGCCACCUCUCACAUGUUAAGGAGCUGCUGACACUAAAGGCUACGCCUUCCCCCAAUCCCUUGAAAACAACAAAACCAAGUGACAGCAGACAAGUUUUUUUUUUUUUUUAAGCAUUUUGUUGAAUAAAAAUGAAGAAACAGAUUGUAUGAGACAUGCAGAGGGUGUUUCUGUCUGCUGAAGUGGUGGAGUGACUUGACUUUAAUUGCUGUUAAAGCUGGAGAAAAGCAUUUAAGUGAAGAAAUGUGUGAAACGAACAAAGAGGCUGGAAAUCUAAAUCAGGAAAUACUAUUUUAAAUCCACAAGAUUCAUGUAUAUACAACGCAGGGGCACUACUUAGCAUACAGCAAAUCACUU